UUAAUUGUUUGGUGCCCGCCCGCUCUGGGUUUUCGUGCUUUGGCAACGAUGGUGGACCAAAAAGAGAACGUCCCACAGUCGCCACCGACCGAAAGAGAAGAAAAAACGGCCGGCCGCACUUCGAGCCUACCAGGGAAGCAGCGCUGUAGAUUUGAUGGUCAAGAAGAUAAUAAAACAAAAUCCACAUCUAGUUCAAGUGACUUCAGUGACCCAGUAUACAAAGAAAUUUCUUUGACAAAUGGCUUUAUCAAUCGGAUGAGUAGAGAUGAACUUAGAGCUAAACUCGUUGAAUUUAAGCUGGACACUAGGGGAGUGAAAGAUGUCUUGAAGAAGAGGCUGAAAAACUACUAUAAGAGAGAGAAGUUGAUGCACAAACAGCCCACUGAUGGAGAGAAUUACUAUGAUUACAUCUGCAUUAUUGACUUUGAAGCAACCUGUGAGGAAGGCAACCAGGCUGAAUUUACACACGAGAUCAUAGAAUUUCCUAUUGUCUUAUUAAAUACUCGGACUCUAGAAACAGAGGACACAUUUCAACGAUACGUGAAACCAGAGAUUAAUCCUCAGCUUUCAGAUUUCUGCAUUAAUUUGACAGGAAUCUCUCAGGACCUUGUAGACAAAGCAGAUGAAUUUCCAGUGGUCCUCCAACAAGCUGUUGAUUGGAUGAAACAGAAGGAACUGGGAAGCACAUACAGUUAUUCCAUAUUAACCGAUGGGUCUUGGGAUAUGAGCAAAUUUUUGAAUAUCCAGUGUCGUGUCAGCCGUCUUAGAUAUCCUUCUUUUGCGAAGAAGUGGAUCAAUAUCCGCAAAUCCUAUGGGAAUUUUUACAAGGUUCCCAGAUGUCAGACCAAACUGGCAACCAUGCUUGAAAAGUUGGGGAUGGACUUUUCUGGUGUGACCUCACAGUGGACUCGAUUAGUUCAAAGAAGAAUACUCCCUUUGGAUAGCUCUUGGGAUUGUUCGCGAUGGAUGUGAGAGUAGCGGGUAGAUGAGAGGCUGCAAGGGGGGCUCCUGCUGACAGUCUCAGCCUCUGUCCCACUAGAGGGAGCUCCUGUCCCACAGAUGCCCAAGCCCAGAUAAAGCCAAGACCAAGUGGAACUUCAGAAGGCCAUUGCAGUGAACGCCAGGGCUUGUUUCCCACCCUUGCGACUCACUGUCAGCUGUGAUUUAUUGCAGCACUGCUCAUGUAAUUAAUAAGGUUUGUGAAUUUUAUGUCCUCGUUUGAUGAUAGGUAGCAGGUUUGGUUUAUAAACUCUUGGGGUAUUGUGUAAGAUGGCUUGCUAUGAAAUAAAGCAACAACCUCGGUCAACAGGUGAAGUUACUCAGUGAAGUAAAUAAAACUUUUUCCUUCACCUAAUCAGUAGCAAAUGGGUGGCUAUAUCAGUAUUGAUAUAGUUGCAUGGUAUGAGGCAUUUUAACUACUUGUCCCUCCCCCCAAAAAAUUGCUUCGUGCAGUAAUCACAAGAUGUCUUUUUCCACCAGUGUUUUUGGAGUUCAUCCAACUGGGGGUGAGGUACUUAGAAUUCCUUUAUGAUCUCCAAAUUCAUUCCUGUGACCAAAGACAAACUUACUACUUCCACGUAUAUAAAUAAUGUGCCAAACUGUCAGGAAAGUCUCAACACAGGUCCUUUUAAAUGGGACAAGUCUCAAAAUCAAUAUAAGAUUUGCCUUAAAGAAUACAACUCCAAUUUGUAUUAGCAUGUAAAAUAGGAAAUGUUUUUGAUAUCUGUAUUAAUGUAGAACUUGUGUAAUUCGCAGAGUGAUGGGGGAAUGGAAACUUCUGCCUUUCGACCUGGUUUGUUUGUUUUAUCGCAUGCUUAUCCUGGCCUUCCUGCAAGUAGAUUUUGACAGCUUUCUUUCCUGUUUUCUCUUAACAAUAGCUUUGUGAGGCUGAGACACAGGCCUUUUCCGCACACAACUUGUAAAAUAUUGCUGGGCAGGAAAUUAAACUUUUCUUCCGUGGA
Molecule: messenger RNA, 1961 nt
Organism: Sphaerodactylus townsendi
Lineage: Eukaryota; Metazoa; Chordata; Lepidosauria; Squamata; Sphaerodactylidae
Gene: ERI1
Product: exoribonuclease 1
Exons: 7
Coding region: 49-972 (307 amino acids)
Biological process (GO): exonucleolytic trimming to generate mature 3'-end of 5.8S rRNA from tricistronic rRNA transcript (SSU-rRNA, 5.8S rRNA, LSU-rRNA)
Cellular component (GO): cytoplasm; nucleolus
Molecular function (GO): nucleic acid binding; 3'-5'-RNA exonuclease activity
Source: RefSeq, a predicted model, not a curated record